This is a messenger RNA of Ziziphus jujuba (common jujube), 1278 nucleotides long. RefSeq names its product protein IQ-DOMAIN 10. Gene Ontology annotation, molecular function: protein binding. The record is from RefSeq and is a predicted model, not a curated record. The coding region runs from base 188 to 1030 and encodes 280 amino acids. NCBI's taxonomy places the organism in Eukaryota, Viridiplantae, Streptophyta, Magnoliopsida, Rosales, Rhamnaceae. The transcript has 6 exons.
AAGACCCACAUCAAGAAUGAUUUCAUUUAGUCGUUCUCAUGUUCAAUUAUAAAAUGGUUAUGUGUUUGUUCUUUUUUUGGGUGAAUGGUUAUGUGUGUGUUCUUGCUCCAGUAAUUUAUGCUCUCUUGGGUCUUUAAAGUGGUCCAAAGAAUUAAUGGUUCAUGCUUCGACAUCUUGAUCAUUAGAAAUGGGAAUAGCAAAUUGUUUUAGAACAAUAGUAUGCGCGAAGAAAUCGAAAAAGGAUAGAUCCAAAAAAGAAAACUCAAGUAGUGAGUUGAGGAAUCAAAGUGAGAAAGAGCUAAAGAAUCAUGGAAGGCCAAUUGAAGAAUCAGCUGCCUCUCGGAUUCAAUCUGCUUUUCGUGCAUUCCUGACAAAAAAAAGAUCACGGAGCAGUACUACUACUACUGCUACUACCCAUCAGAAUCAGAAAUGCACAGUGAGAUAUCAGGAUUUGAUUCAAGGUCUGACGGUGAAAGAGCAAGCAACAGCUGCACUAAGCUAUAUACAUUCAUGGUGCAGAAUACAAGAAGAAAUCAGAGCCCGUAGACAGUGGAUGGUCAAAGAAGCCAGGAUUAGGCAAAAGAGACUUGAAAACCAGUUAAAGCUCGAUGCUAAACUUCAUGAAUUGGAGGUGGAAUGGUGUGGUGGUACUGAAACCAUGGAGGAGAUCAUUAAUAGGAUACAACAGAGAGAAGAAGCUGCAAUUAAGCGAGAGCGAGCCAUGGCAUAUGCAUUUUUGCAUCAGUGGAGAGCCAAUGCAAGCCAGUAUCUUGGCCAGACAUCUUUCAAUGUUGGCAAAGAAAACUGGGGCUGGAGCUGGGUGGAGCGUUGGGUAGCAGCCCGACCAUGGGAAACCCGGUUGGCUUCUCACUCUACCAAUCCAAAGAAAGUUCAGUUCAAGCUGGUAAGCAAAUCAGAUAAAAUUGAAAACCAGUCAGACAGGAAAGUAUCAGUUUCUGCAAAUCCUGUUUUGUCAAAUAGGAAUUGUAAAAACAGAAAAACUUGCUCCACACAUCUGCUCAAUAGCUGAGCCAAAAUAACUCAAAUCUUAAAAAGGUUUGGAACUGAAGAAGAGAUGAACCAGCAGAUAUUGUAAAAUAGCUUUGAAUCAGUGGCAUGAAUUCAUUGAAAUCUUUUCAUGUUUUUGUAUUCUGGUUUUUGCUAAUUUGAUGAUUUGGUGUGAAUCUCUAUGUUGGAAUGUAGAAGUACCAUGGCUUGUUUAUGAUUGAUUUAUCUUUUUUAUGCACAUAAUAAAUGGAUAUACAUUUGUGUACAUAA